Aspergillus puulaauensis is the source of this 1839-nucleotide messenger RNA. Its product is annotated as Zn(II)2Cys6 transcription factor. NCBI's taxonomy places the organism in Eukaryota, Fungi, Ascomycota, Eurotiomycetes, Eurotiales, Aspergillaceae. The transcript has 6 exons. Gene Ontology annotation, biological process: regulation of DNA-templated transcription. Bases 1 to 1839 code for a protein of 612 amino acids. Gene Ontology annotation, molecular function: zinc ion binding; DNA-binding transcription factor activity, RNA polymerase II-specific. The record is from RefSeq and is a predicted model, not a curated record.
AUGGAGUCCCGAAAAGUACGUCUCGGAGCUAAGGCUUGUCAAUCGUGCCGGCGGCGCAAGGUGCGAUGCCAAGUUGACACUGGCAUGACCAAAUGUCGCGCUUGUUGCAGAAGAUCGUCCGUGUGUCUUCCGAUCAACUUUCCCCCGUCGACGGACGCCCAGCAAGCUCUAGCCACUGGGCCGCCGUUGGAGAGGGCGAGAGAGAGCGACAUCCCAACAGAUUCACUGUUUGAUGGUCUCACAGGGCUACCAACUUCGGGCCUGCGAACCCCUGAAACCACCACCCUCUUACCCCCGCUUCUGCAGGACUUUACCACUAGUUUCGAUUCAGAUCAUACCGCCGCAGAUCCAUUCUCGUCACUACUUUGCUUUUCACUCCCUCGGUCGCUGGUUAGCCGUCCUGGUUCAUCGCCGUUUUCAAUAUUCUCACCAGAAGGUAAGCAAUGGCUGCACAAGGCCGUAGGUGAGGAACCCUUCAACUGGGAUGUCCUCUCGCCUUUCGCCUUUGGCCCUCCUGAUGCGGUGUCCGGCGACAGCACCGGACCUCGCCUCCCUCAACAGUUCAUCCCCCUUCCGUCAAAAGAUGUUGCUCGAUCUUUAUUACACACAUAUUUUCAUGGCUUCAACUCGUUCUGUCCGACUUUUGAAGAAACCGAUUUCAUGCUCGGGUUCGAAUUAGAGUACCCAAUCAGCCCAGAAUCCUCCGAGAAAUGGGCAUGCUUGAAUGCCGCACUUGCGCUAGGGUGCCUGCUGGAUCAACACUCUCAUUCGAAAGCAUGGCUGUUUUGGAAAAAUGCGACGCUUUCAUGGGAGGCUUUCAUCACCCAUGCUCCAAGCCUGCUGUCUGCACAGGCGCUAGUGGCCAUGACAUUGUACCUUAUGGGUACCUUCCAUAGUAAUCCAUCUAGCACGAUGGUACCAAUGGCCAUUCGGAUGCUUAGUGGACUCUCGCCCAAACAAGAGGGCUUGUCGAAUCAGUUCCAAUUCGUCAGCAUGGUCACUCGAGCUUUAGAUAUAGACCACGCUCUACAAGCUGGAAUGCCACCCACCGACCUUGGAGUUGACCAGUUCGUCGACCCUCAGACUUUCACGGCGCUCGAAGACCCAAAUCUGGCGUUCGACUGCUACCCAACCAUCUGCCGACUAGUAGAAAUCAAAGAAGACAUCUAUCGCCAGCUGUAUUCCAUCGUCGCGCAAAGCAAGAGCGACUUCGAGGCUAUUAUAACAGUAGGCGAGCUCGACACUCGCCUGGAGCAGUGGAAGAACGACAUUCCUGAGAAAUACCGCCCGGGCCAUCCCAGGGCCCAAGAUACCAUCAAACAAGGCAUCUCUGAUACCCUCUUGCAUAUCCAUAUCAGCUACUUCAAUUGUGUACUAAUUAUCCACCGCCGCUCAUUCUCUACCACAACCUGGUCAACAACCCUCAAUGCACUCCCUACCACGCACCAUGCGAUUCGCUCUGCAAAUCCUCGCGUCCUGAAAUCAACCCUGCUUUGCGCCGAAGCCGCUCGUGCAACGUUACGACUCGUCAAGAAUAUUCCGAAAGACAAUCCAUUAAUCAGAGGGGUAAUGCUCAACUACGUCAUCUUCGCACUAAAGCUCUUCGUCAUCCUCACCGUGCAAGAUCCACGAAGUUCUCGCCCCCGUGCAGAUAUCCUAUUGAUGCGCAAUCUAGAAGACACACUUUCUGCGAUUCCUCUCACUGGAGAAGAUAACAGUAUUCAGAAGCUCAUUAAGUAUUGUGCCGGGUAUCGACAUGUCGCAGAGCGGGCUAUUAAUACGGUUCUUCCGAGAAAGAGAAGGAGGGAGGAUUAUGAGACGGGGCAGGAUGUGCCUUAG